AUGUCCGACCCCCAACAUAGCAUACCAGCCCCCACAGCUUCUCACCCACCCACACUCGCACUACCCCUGCUUCCACAAGCCAAACCCACCUCCACCCUCCUCACCACCCUCCGCGCCCACCAACUCAUGCUCAAAGACCUCUACAUCACCCAAAACAACGCCUACGUCGUAGCCUACACCGCAUUCGAGACACAGUACGCAGCAGCAACAGGGCUGCCUUCCAAGAAGAUGCAGGAGAUUAUCGCAAAGCUGCUAGAACAGCAGAAGGAGAUUAUGCUCUUCCAGACCUUCCUGUGGAGUUUCCAGAUGUUUGUUUUCGGCCUGGAGAGCGGCGAGACGCAUGAUCUGAAUGAGGGGCAAGCGCGUGGAGAGGUGGGGUUCGGUAGUGGAGGAGCGAGGGGCUUCGAGGGCAUGUGGCGCUGA
Alternaria ventricosa is the source of this 423-nucleotide messenger RNA. RefSeq lists its product as uncharacterized. The transcript has a single exon. Bases 1 to 423 code for a protein of 140 amino acids. The record is from RefSeq and is a predicted model, not a curated record. NCBI's taxonomy places the organism in Eukaryota, Fungi, Ascomycota, Dothideomycetes, Pleosporales, Pleosporaceae.